GGCAAAGCAUUUUUUACCCCAUGGAAAGCACUUUUAAGACUGUCAAUCUUGGAAAACUUUCUCACUGCAGCAACCUGGAUGUAAUUCAUUGUUGGAUUGUUCAUAACUUUACUCUUUUAUCAGUCUGCAUGGGUUUAACAUAUGCAUAAGAACUUCUGGUCUUAGCACACAGCCGCAGAAGAACUUGGAAUCUGCUAAAACGUCACAAAGAAAGUAUUCUCCACAGUCAACACACGAGCAGACCUCCAUCAGCUCAGUGCAAGCCAAGGACAUUGCUCCGUGAGAAAAUGAAGACUUUGCAAGCUGCUUUUUUCCUGGUUGCAUUUGUACCUUUGGUGAAGCCAGCACCACCUAUACAGCAAGAUUCACCCAAGUUUUAUGAGUAUGUUGAUGCAGAUUUUGCCACGGGAAGCCUGAUCCAACAGGAUUAUGAAAUGCUGCCCAAGGAUACAAUAAAGGAUGGAACAAAUGUUUCUCUUGACACUGCCCUGAGACUGCAAGCAGAUGACAGCGAACUGAGUGCCAGACCCACAAAGGAUACAAAUUUGCCUACUUGUCUGCUCUGCGUGUGUUUAAGCGGAUCAGUGUACUGUGAGGAAAUAGAUAUUGAAGCUGUACCCCCACUGCCAAAGGAAACAGCAUACCUUUAUGCACGAUUUAAUAAAAUCAAGAGGAUAGCUGUCUCAGAUUUUGCUGACAUCACUACUUUGAGAAGAAUUGAUUUUAGUGGGAAUAUGAUAGAAGAAAUAGAAGAUGGAGCCUUUUCAAAGCUUUUGUUAUUGGAAGAACUUUCUCUUGCUGAAAACCGGCUUGUAAAACUUCCAGUUCUACCUCCCAAACUAACAACAUUUAACGCGAACCAGAACAGAAUCAAGAGCAGAGGAAUCAAAAACAACGCUUUCAAGAAACUGACAAAUUUGGCCUACCUCUACUUAGGACAUAAUGCACUGGAAUCUGUUCCUCUUAACCUACCAGAAAGUCUGCGCAUUCUGCACCUUCAGCACAACAACAUCACUACAAUCAAUGAUGACACUUUCUGCAAGUCUAAUAACACCCGGUACAUCCGCACACGUAUGGAUGAGAUAAGGAUGGAAGGAAAUCCAAUCCUCCUGGCAAAGCAUGUCAAUGCUUUCUCCUGCUUGAGAACACUGCCUGUAGGAACAUACUACUAGCUACUACUUACAUAAUUACACAUGCCAAAACUCAAGCAUGGUAAAAAAAGGUCAUUCCUAUUACUGUUUACAUGUUUAUAUUUUCUCCCCGCUAAAGCAAUUUCCCCUGCAUACCCAGAACCUUUACUAGGUUGAAAUGGGGUUCUCCUCUGAAAUAAUUUCCAAGCAGCCAUGCCAUUUAGUAGUUACAAUGCCACCCAAACUUUCAGAAUCUUUUGUUAACCCAAGUGUAGAAGUGCGCACAUACAUAUACUUCCAACUUUUAAUUCAACUAUUAUUUGUUAUAUGCAGGUAAAAUCCUGCAACUGCUACUUCACAUUCUUUACCAGUUUCCAAAUAUAUUUGACUUUGAUAAACCAAAACAUUUCUUGAGUAAGCUGAAUUUUUACUCCAAUCAAAUUUGUUUUGGCCCGAAAUGAAACUUUUUCAGUUAAAACUUCAAAACUGCAUGGAAAAAAAUAGCAUAUGAAAGAAAGUUAUGUUUAGAGACAGUAUUUCUCCAAGUUUAACUUCACUGAAGUUUACUUAAAAACUUGGUUUGUGGAAAAUGUGAAGAAAUUUUUUUCAGGCUUAGUGUACCAAGCAAAAAAGUGAAUGGAACAUUUCAAGUGUGCAUCAAAUCUUUUAAUAUUUUUCUUUCAAAAUAACCUAAAUGCCUUUAUAUAUUACAAUUGAAUGUAUACAUAUAAACACAUUCAACUGUAUAUGUUACAUAAAUAUUUUUUACACAUUAUAUUUUUGAUUUAAAUAUAUAAUAUAUAUUAUAGACAUUCCGUUCAGCUGUGCUCAUAGAAGUCAUUCUUGCCACUUACCUUAAUACAACCAUCAGCAUGCAGCAGGGUAUGACUCAAGCACUUGUUUUUAUUUUUAACUAAGACAUGACAUAGACUGAGCCUUUCUCCACUGCUUUCUCUUGACAGGAAACAUGACAAUAAAGUUAACAGCAAACUGAAUUAAUGCUUUUACCUGUAAAUGAGCAGAUUCUCAACUAGAAAUCAGAUCAAAGAAACAAAUAUCUUUGUAGCCAAUACUUUCACAAUAUACAGAAACAUUUAAAAUUAAAAGUUAAUUCUAACAUAACACUAUUCUAAGAGUGUUAACCUCAGACAAGUAGUUGAGUGAAAUAAUACUUGUUUAAGCCACAUGGUCUAUUAAAAAGACAAAACAUGUGCAGACCUCAAAGCACAUUCAUAAUUUAUUACAGAACACAACAUUUCCAAUUACUUAACCACACACUUCUCCUAACUUGUGUUUAUCUCCUCAAAUAUCAACCACAAGCUUAAACGCUUCUAACAGAUAAAUGCCAAGAAACUGCUAAUUGCCAUUACUAAGCCAACAUCAUACUAACCUUGAAGCUAGUGUAGAUUUCUAAUUUGUAGGAAUAGUUAAGCACUAAUGCAUGAUAAUGUAUCACUAACACCAAAAUCAAUACUGAUUUUAUAAGAUAUUUUGUAUUAUGUCUAUUUAGCUAAACCUCAAUUUGUUAGUGCUUGUGCUCUAGAGAAUUAUAACUAAAUUUAAACUGAAUUCUGAACAUACUGAUGCUCUGUCGCUAGGAAGUGCUGAGAUCUAGGUGACUAUGUCAACCACCAACUGUGAGUUCAUCUUGAUAGAGGAUGCAAUUAUGAAAAUCAAGACAAAAUAUUUUCACCCUGAACCCAUUAGUCAAGAAAGGUGUAGCAGUCUCCAUAUUUUCCAUUGAAGUGCCUUAAUGUAACAAGUAAGAUUCGAUUGUUCUAUAUAUCUGGGAACAAAAUCAAGUCCUAUUGUGAGAAUAUUUUAUGUUCGUUUUUUCAUGUGAAUCUUGAAACUUUGUCUCAAAUAGGCAAUUAGGGGAAGAUAAACCACUGCAGAGUAUAUCAAAAUACAUUCUGAAUCCAGUCCAAAUUUAUGUUACGAAAGAAAUGAAAGCCACAGAUUAUCUCAUCUCUAUUUGGUAAGUAAAACAUAGAAAACAUAGUUAGAAGUACAGUAACAUUAAAUAAAUAGUGGUCUCAGGUCUGAUUCUCAUAAGAAAUCAUUGCUACCACACAAAGCCCCUUCCAAUAUUAAUGGGAUCAUUAAAUACCUGAAGCGUUCCUAUUAUUUCCCUAUGAAAACAAUCGUGUAUACAUUUGUGUAUGCACAUUCCUGUAAUGUACACAUGCAUGCAAACACACUAAGAUCUAAUGACUACCACAUCACAAAUUUUAUAGUAAGUUGUUGUAUAUAUUUUUGAAAAAGUACUAAAUAUCAACAGUAAUUUAAUGGUUUUAAUAUUUUGUGAGCAAAACACAAAUAGACAACUGGUAUAUUCUGUAAGCCCCACGCAGACAAUAAGUUCUCAUGCAUUUUUAUUUCCUUUCCUCAUUCACAGCAAGUUAACUCAUUAAAACAUUAAGUGAAAGAGCUUCAGUAUGUUUUUUCCCCUUCUAUUUUUGUGAUCUUUAUUAAUGUCAAGCUGAAUGUACACCAUUCUAUCCCCCUCCCCUCCCCUUAUCAUCCAUUUCUAUUCUGUAAUUUCAAUAAAACUUGAACUUCUUUCUCGUUAA
This is a messenger RNA of Gallus gallus (chicken), 3703 nucleotides long. It is a transcript of the gene OGN, whose product is annotated as osteoglycin. NCBI's taxonomy places the organism in Eukaryota, Metazoa, Chordata, Aves, Galliformes, Phasianidae. Gene Ontology annotation, molecular function: protein binding. The transcript is spliced from 7 exons. Bases 288 to 1172 code for a protein of 294 amino acids. The record is from RefSeq and is marked provisional.